AUGGACAAGCUUUCUGGUCUCGCAUCCAAGCUCGGCGGCAAGGGCUCCAGCUCCCACUCAGGCUCCAACUCUGGUGGCCAAGGCCAAGAGGACUACGUCGACAAGGGUCUCGAUGCUCUCGAGAAGAAGUUCGGUGGCGGCAAGGUUGACCCCGCGAAGAUGCGCUCCACCAACGAGAAGAUUACCGACACUGGUCGUGAGCAGUUCGAAAAGGCCACUGGAAAGAAGGUCCCCUCCAAGAUCUCCAACUAG
Messenger RNA from Penicillium salamii, 252 nucleotides. Lineage: Eukaryota; Fungi; Ascomycota; Eurotiomycetes; Eurotiales; Aspergillaceae. The record is from the annotation of a GenBank genome assembly.